AUGCGGCUUGAUGAGGAAGCACAGAAGAGGGCAGAGGCUGAGAACAACCUGGUUAUCUUCCGCAAGGAUGUGGAUGACGCCACUCUCUCUCGCCUGGAGCUGGAGCGCAAGAUCGAGUCCCUCAUGGAUGAGAUUGAAUUCCUCAAGAAGCUGCAUGAUGAGGAGAUCCGUGAUGUCCAGGUGAGCGUGCAGACCCAGCAGCUGCAGGUGGAAGUGGACGCCCCCCGUCCAGACCUCACUGCUGCCCUGCGGGACAUCCGGGUUCAGUAUGAGAGCAUCGCUGCCAAGAACAUGCAGGAGUCCGAGGAGUGGUACAAGUCCAAGUUCGCCGACCUGACGGACACGGCCAACCGCAACGGAGAAGCCCUGCGCCAGGCCAAGCAGGAUGCGAACGAGUCCCGCAGGCAGAUCCAGGCGCUGACCUGCGAGAUCGACGGGCUGAAGAGCACAAACGAGGCCCUGCUCCGGCAGAUGAGGGAGAUGGAGGACCAGUUUUCGGUGGAGGCCGCCGGCUACCAGGACAACAUCGGCCGGCUGGAGGAGGAGAUCCGCCACCUGAAGGACGAGAUGUCGCGCCACCUGCGAGAGUACCAGGACCUGCUCAACGUCAAGAUGGCGCUGGACAUCGAGAUCGCCACCUACAGGAAGCUGCUGGAGGGCGAGGAGAGCCGGAUUACUGUUCCUGUGCACAACCUGUCCAGCCUGAGUAUCCGCAGCACCGGGUUCUGCCUGGCGGUUGGAGAUGGGCAGAGCCUGAUCCGCUCUCUGCUGCGGUCUGGCUCAGAGGGAGGCAUGACACUGGACUCCACUGCCAAUGCAGAGCUCCUGUGA
Messenger RNA from Lepisosteus oculatus (spotted gar), 831 nucleotides. NCBI's taxonomy places the organism in Eukaryota, Metazoa, Chordata, Actinopteri, Semionotiformes, Lepisosteidae. The record is from RefSeq and is a predicted model, not a curated record.